AUGUCAUUUUCAGUGGAAUUUGAAAUAUAUGUCUUAUUUUCCCUAGAAAGUUGCCACUUACCAUAUUUUACUCUUAAAUCUUUGUCUGGAUACUGCAUUAGUUCAAAGAAAUCUUCAAAUGUCUUUAUUUCUACCUUUUGUUCAUUAGAUUCUUUUUUAGAACACAUAAAGGGUAAAAGUAAACAAUAA
Messenger RNA from Hepatospora eriocheir, 189 nucleotides. The record is from the annotation of a GenBank genome assembly. NCBI's taxonomy places the organism in Eukaryota, Fungi, Microsporidia, Hepatosporidae.